AUGGAUUUGCUCCCAGCCCAGCAAGAAAUCUUUGGUCCGGAGAAGAUCCCAGUCAUUUCACAGCCAGCCCCCAGCCAAUUGGUUGAUCUUGCAAUCGAAAGCCAAAUCUCUCGCAUAACAAAGCGAGCAUUCCUUGGUGGAGAUGAAUCCUUCUUUGUCGCGGACUUGGGAAGAGUUACUCAGCAACAUCGACGAUGGAUGAAAAGUCUCCCCGGAGUGCAACCAUAUUACGCGGUAAAAUGCAACUCCGAUCCAACUCUACUAAAGCUCCUCGCGAAUCUUGGCACCGGCUUUGACUGCGCUUCCAUAGAGGGGAUGCGCGCCGUUCUAAACCUGGGUGUAGAUCCAGCCCGAAUCAUUUUCGCCAACCCGUGCAAAUCACCAGCAUCCUUGAUAUUCGCACGCAAAGCAGGCAUAUUUUGUACGACAUUUGACAAUAUCGACGAGCUAGAUACUAUCAAGAAACACAUGCCCGAGUCGCAGCUUAUUCUUCGCAUUUACGCAAACGAUGACAGUGCUUUGAUCUCGCUCGGCGAGAAAUUUGGUGCUCAAUUGGAUACCACGGCCACACUGUUAUCUCGAGCGUGGGAGCUAGGACUGGAAGUUAUUGGGGUGAGCUUUCAUGUUGGAACUGGAGCGAAAAACCUGGAUGCCUUUGGCAGGGCAAUUGAAGAUGCUAGAGUUGCCUUCUCGCAAGCCGAGAGACUUGGGUUCAAACCUACGAUCUUGGACAUUGGUGGUGGGUUCCAAGAUGAUUGUUUCGAAGAUGUAGCAUCAAUGAUCCGACAAUCGAUCCGUGCCGAGUUUCCAAAGGGGGUAACGACUAUUGCAGAACCAGGGAGAUACUAUGCAUGCCAAGCAUAUACGCUCAUCACUCGAGUCCUUUCUCGUCGAAGACAACUCGGCAGUGCGGCUGCUUCUGGUGUCCCAGACAUGCUGUAUCAGAGUGACGGAGUAUAUGGAAACUUUCUGAAUGUGAUCAUGGAGAAGGAGAUAAUGGUACCCCGCUUGAUUGGAGGCAAGAGUGUCGACUGCGUUGCAAAAGACGCGCUAUUUGACUCUGAGGUCAAAGUAGGGGACUGGCUAAGAUAUGACAAUAUGGGUGCAUACACCACUACAACGUCUACACGAUUUAAUGGCUUCGAUAGCUCCCACGACACGUUCUACGUGAAUAGUGAGACACUAUCAGGUUACUAG
Molecule: messenger RNA, 1197 nt
Organism: Penicillium maclennaniae
Lineage: Eukaryota; Fungi; Ascomycota; Eurotiomycetes; Eurotiales; Aspergillaceae
Product: type III PLP-dependent enzyme
Exons: 5
Coding region: 1-1197 (398 amino acids)
Cellular component (GO): cytoplasm
Molecular function (GO): ornithine decarboxylase activity
Source: RefSeq, a predicted model, not a curated record